Botrytis deweyae is the source of this 796-nucleotide messenger RNA. RefSeq lists its product as uncharacterized. NCBI's taxonomy places the organism in Eukaryota, Fungi, Ascomycota, Leotiomycetes, Helotiales, Sclerotiniaceae. Gene Ontology annotation, cellular component: extracellular region. The record is from RefSeq and is a predicted model, not a curated record. The transcript is spliced from 2 exons. Bases 139 to 657 code for a protein of 172 amino acids.
CCGCAUCUAUGUAUAAAUACCCCAGUAUAUCACUCAGGAAGAUAGAUUCAAUCAUUAUCUACACACUUCUUCAUCUCAACAUCUAAUAAACUUGUUCUUCAAACUUCCUUGCUUUCUUGUCUAAUUCAAACCGACAAAAUGGUUGCCAUCAAAAACAUUUUCUGCUUCAUCACAGCAGUCACUGCUGCCACUAUUUACCAGCGUACUCCGGCGACUCUUCUCACAGAUAUAACCACCAUCGAUACAAAUGUCAAAGCACUUACGACUGCAGUCGACAACUACAACGGUGGAUUCUUUAACCUGCUUACAGUGAGCAGCACUGAAUCAACUUUGGAAACUUCCAUCAAGAACGCUGCCAAUGAUGCUGCCAACACAUCUCAAUUAUCCUCAGCCGACUCCAACAGUAUUCUCAAUGAAAUCAACAACCUGAUUCCCGAUAUUCAAGAGGCACUCAAUGCGCUUGUAGCAAAGAAGUCUACAUUCGCUAACGCAGGGGUUGCUUCAACCGUCAAGGGUGACUUGGCGAGUUUGAAAAAGGAAACUGAUGAUUUUGGAAAGAAUCUUCUUGCCAUUUCCUCAUCUGAUGUAGAGCCACAGUUGUCUGCGGCUUUGAAUACGAUUGAUAACGACUUUACCACUGCCCAGGCUGCGUUUUAAGGAGGUUCAUAUAUUUGACAAUGGCAUUGUGUAGGAAUGUGGAGGUUAGUGGCUAGGGAGAACUGAUUAGAUUGAGUUGGAAUUUGGGACAACCGAUAACUUUGAAUGAAGUUUGAGAUGGAAACAGGUUGUUCGGAAU